AUGGUGCAAGGUAGCUACGUUAAAAACAUGGAUAUUAUCAAUAGACACCCCCCGAAAACUCGGCGGCACUCUGCUGCAUUCGAAUCCCUCAAACCGAGCUGGAAAAGCAAGGCCAAGGAGAAUGCUGGCAUGGUUAAGGGCAACAAGCAGAGCCGCAAAAUGCCUAUCCUCGCCCUCCUGGGAAAGCUAUCCAGAUCCGUAUCCUCAAGCCGUUCACAAUCACCCAUCUCCCCACCUCCCUAUUCAUCUUCCACACCACCGUGCCCAGAUUCAACCACGGCUCCUCGUCUCUCCAAUCCACUCUCGCCACCCACAUCGACCUCAGUCUCAAUAAACCUAAAGCCCGCAGAAUAUGUCCGGCGAAUAAAACUGCUCCUUGCCAGUUCGAAAAAAAUUCCCCCAUCCCCUCUACCCACGUCAUCGCAUCCACCUUGCAACGAUACAUCACACAAUAUCCCUCACAGCAAUGGUAUCAAGACCAGCCCCGUUUGUGUCUUACAGCAUCAGGGUAAAAUACCGCCCACGGCGCCGAUAAAUACUCUCACCCCACGCCAAUACGAUCCUGAUAACCUCCGUGAUGAUACUAUCCACCCAAGCCAUAAUAAUAUUCACGAUACCACAAAUCCCAGCAACAACGAAAACACAAACACGCGUCAAAGUCCACCACGUUCCGCGUCGCCCCUCCUCUCGCCGAACGUCCAACCAAGCCGCCUCUACGACCCCUCCUUCACCGAUAAAGAAACUAGAUUCCUCAAAACCUUCUUACGCAACAGCCCCCCCAGAUCUAUUACCCCGCUAACCCAAUUCAACAUCGCCACCUUACAAGCAGAGCUGGACGGACGCCCAGGGCCCAUGGGCCGUGGCGGGGUGCGCGAUGUCUCCAAACCGAACCCACUAGGCGCGGAUGGCGGCGAUGAUUAUGAUGAGUUGUUGGAGUUGGGGCGGAGUGCGAGGGCGGCGGGCCAGCUGGAAGGGGAGCAAGAACGGUCGAGGGAGAAGUUGGUUUCUUGGGUGCAGAGAUGGUUGGGUGGGAUUGAACCCGGUUCACCGGUGAAAGUUUGA
Molecule: messenger RNA, 1062 nt
Organism: Histoplasma capsulatum G186AR
Lineage: Eukaryota; Fungi; Ascomycota; Eurotiomycetes; Onygenales; Ajellomycetaceae
Exons: 1
Coding region: 1-1062 (353 amino acids)
Source: RefSeq, a predicted model, not a curated record